AUGACAGCGACACCAUCCAAUUAUGUAACAUGUACUAUGGCAGCGCGAAUAUUCCAGUUGGUUGGAGCUUGCAACAACUACCCUUGGGGCAAACACGGCAACGAAUCGCUUGCUGCCCGUCUCUGCUCAAAGACCGACCGAAACUUCACCAUCAGUUCCGACACUCCCUACUCCGAGCUUUGGUUUGGCGACUACCAUACCAACCCAGCUCGUGUCCUUACCACAGGCGAGCCCCUGAACCAUGUCCUCUCCGAAAACAAAGACACUCUCCUCGGGCGCAAAGUAAUCACCCAACUGGGCAGCCAACUGCCCUUCCUCCCAAAGAUCCUCUCCAUCGCCAAAGCCCUUCCCCUCCAACUUCACCCCGACAAGCGCAUCUCCUCCCUCCUCCACUCCAAGUACCCUGUCCACUUCCAGGACCCUAACCACAAACCCGAGAUCGCCAUCGCACUCUCCCGCUUCGAGCUCUUCGCCGGAUGGAAACCCCUCUCCCACAUCACAGAGCUCUUCUCCCUCCCCGCACUACGCCCCUUCGUCCCUGUGACGCAUGACCCCGGGCGCCCGUUCACUGAGGGCACCUUACGAUCCUUGACUCGAAACAUCCUCACUGCCCCAGGGGAAGACCUCCGCUUUGCCCUGUCCCAGCUCAAGCACGCGCCAAAAUCUCUCCUAGGGGAAUCAGCCUACAUCCGGACGCUUCUCCCCCGACUAGAAGAACAGUAUUCCCCCACCGACCCAGGCAUUCUCGUCUCGCUGACUUGUCUCAAUUACUUCACACUCUCCCCCGGUGAAGCGGUAUUUAUUCCUGCAAACGGCAUCCACGCCUACUUAUCCGGCGACGUGCUGGAGUGCAUGGCGCGGAGUGAUAACGUGCUGAAUGCGGGGUUUUGUCCAGAAGAGGAGCGUGAUGACGUAGAUAUAUUUGUUAACGCAUUGUUGAUAGAGGGUCAGGGGCCGGGUGAUAUCAAGUUGAAAGUCAAGGAGAAAGCGACGGAGGGGGAGGGGGCGCGCGUGGUGAGGUAUCGGCCGCCGGGGGUUGAGGAAUUUGAGGUGUGGAGGAUUGAGUUGGGGGAAAAUGCUGAGGGGGAGAUGGAGGGGGGUGAUGGGCCGGGGAUUAUGAUCGUUGUGAGGGGAGCAGGAAAGAUGGAGGCUGAGGGAAAGCUCGUGGAUGUCGAAGAGGGGGCGAUAUGGGUUCAGCAUAUUCUCUCGGCCCUCCUUUUCACCCCCUUCACCCUCUCAUCCUCCAUCCAACCCUCCCAAUGUGCCCGUGGUGGCGCACCACCACACCUAAGCUUCCCAACCUCCCACACUGUUCCCGCCCCCAACAACCCAGCCUCCUGGCUCCCCUGGACACAUCCCCCUCGCUGCAUCGAGUCCUCCGAAACACCCUACUGCGUUUACACCGCCGCCCAUCUCCCGCCCUACUCCCGCCAUGGCAUAUCAGUUCUCACAACCCCCGAGCUAGCCUCUUCCUCAGCCCUCAAUCCCUUUCACAGUCUCCACGAUCUCAACGAUGACCCAGCACAUUUCUUUGCGCCCGAGAAGCUGGAGUACCCUCCGCCGUAUGAGGUGCGUGAGGUACCUGGGAAGGGGCUGGGGUUGGUAGCGACCAGGAAGAUCCCAAAGGGGAAGGCAAUCAUGAUAGAUUAUGCGUCCGUUCUGGCAAAUGUGGAGUACCCAGCGGAUGUGAUGCGCGAGGAUGUGCAAGAUUUGUUGGAGUUGGCAGUUGAUCAGCUGCCAGAGCCGAAGAGCGUGAGGGGGCUGGCGAUUCAGGGGAAGGAGGGAGUUGGGUUUGUGGAGGAUGUGAUGUUGACAAAUAGCUUUGGGGUUGCGGUUGGGGGACGAGAGGUAAUGGCGCUGUUUACAAACUUAGCGAGGAUCAACCACAACUGCCGGCCCAAUGCCUUCAUUCACUUCUCCGACACCACGCUUGCCAUGACGCUUUGGUCGGCAAGGGAGAUCCAACCAGGAGAGGAGAUUACCAUCACCUAUUCCCCGGCAGGAAGAACUUCCAAGGAACGGCAAAGGAUGCUCAAGAGUACAUGGGGCUUUGAAUGCCACUGUGAACUAUGCACCUCACCUCCAGAGGUAGUCAAUGCCUCCGAUGCCAACUUGCUUGAGAUUCGGCGUUUGCAGAAUGAAGUUCUCAAGCUAGCCCAGAACGGCUCCUUCCAGGAGGCUGUUCAGGGCGCUGAGAAGAUGUUUGACCUCAUUGCAGUCGAGCAGCUGACCGAGCACAUGGCCGAUUUGUACGAGACAGCCGGCCGGCUGUAUUACCAUGCCGGGAACCUUGAGAAGGCCCUUGAGUACUCUCUCAAGGUCAAGCAUGAGAUUGUUGGAUGGGGCGUGCCGGGUCCGUUUGGGCGCGACAAGCUGAAGAUGAUGGACAACGUGAUCAAGAGGAUCGAGAGGGAGCUUGGUGAGCAGAAGAAGGCUGAGGAAGAAGAAAGGAAGAAGAAAGAAAAGGAGGUGAAGGGCGAGAAGAAUGAGGAAACGAAAGAAGAAAAGUUGAGGGGGGAGGAGCCAAAAGAGGAGAAGGAGCCUCAGCAGAAGACACAGGAUAAUCAGGAGGAAAGUUGA
This is a messenger RNA of Thermochaetoides thermophila DSM 1495, 2580 nucleotides long. RefSeq names its product mannose-6-phosphate isomerase-like protein. The transcript is spliced from 7 exons. Lineage: Eukaryota; Fungi; Ascomycota; Sordariomycetes; Sordariales; Chaetomiaceae. The coding region runs from base 1 to 2580 and encodes 859 amino acids. Gene Ontology annotation, molecular function: mannose-6-phosphate isomerase activity; protein binding; zinc ion binding. The record is from RefSeq and is a predicted model, not a curated record. Gene Ontology annotation, cellular component: cytosol. Gene Ontology annotation, biological process: GDP-mannose biosynthetic process; carbohydrate metabolic process.